AUGGCACAUGAUUCUUUCAAGCCGCAGUCUGUUCAUGGGGCGGAUGCUCUUCUCUUCGCCAAGGUUUUCCAUAACUGGUCGGAUAAGUAUGCCGUUGAUGUGCUUAGGACGCUCGUUCCUGCCUUGAAGGCCGGCGCGAGGGUGCUCAUUCUAGAGCGCGCUCUUACGGAGAGGGGGACCGUGUCGGAGGUGGAGUAUAACGAGGUGCUGGCGAUGGAUCUGAUGAUGAUGUCGCUGCUUAAUGCGGGAGAGAGGACCCGGGAGGAGAUGUCUAGGCUGUUCGAACGGGCGGAUGAAGGAUUGAAAUGCCGAAAAGCCUGGAGGGUUGGGGGGACAAUGUACAACCUCUACGAGGCUAUUUGGACGCCGUGA
Molecule: messenger RNA, 372 nt
Organism: Coniosporium apollinis CBS 100218
Lineage: Eukaryota; Fungi; Ascomycota; Dothideomycetes
Exons: 1
Coding region: 1-372 (123 amino acids)
Molecular function (GO): O-methyltransferase activity
Source: RefSeq, a predicted model, not a curated record